This is a messenger RNA of Pimephales promelas (fathead minnow), 1791 nucleotides long. RefSeq lists its product as uncharacterized. NCBI's taxonomy places the organism in Eukaryota, Metazoa, Chordata, Actinopteri, Cypriniformes, Leuciscidae. The record is from RefSeq and is a predicted model, not a curated record.
UAAAACUCCGAUGAUGAAGGAGAUCCUCAUUGGGAAGUUUUGCUAUGGAAGUGCGAUAAAACCCUUUGGAUAAAACCGGGUGUGCGCCCAUGAGCACCCACGGAGGAAAACAUAAAUCGGCACCUAUGCUCGAGGAUAUAUCAUUUCAAAAACUAAAGCAGAUGGCAGCGAUCAGCCCACCGUCUGUAUAAUGAAUGAUCUAAAAACAGGGAACUUUUGGAGACAAAGAGGUUUUUCAGCUGCUCAGUUUAACAUGAUGAUCCUGUACUUUGUAAAUGCAGAUUGGAUAAAAACACAGUGAUCACAGUUCACACCUGCAGUGAAGCCCCUCCCACAACAAUUCACCAAUAAAUACUGGGAUUAUUCCCAUCAUCCUACAAGAGAAGGACAAACUCCAGGAGUAGCAGCUGAAAUCUGUGUGACUGUUAAAGAUGGAGUUUAUUAAAGAGGAGAUUGAAGACAUGAGUGAUCCAGAACCAUCCAGAAUAAAACAUGAAGAUACUGAGGAACAAAUAGACCAGGUGAGAGUGAAAGAGCAAAGACAAGAACUGAAUGAAGUGAAGGAGGAACAUCGUAACUUUACAAUUCAAAGAACAAAAGCCAAAAAGAUGCACACCUGCACUCAGUGUGGAAAGAGUUUCACAUGGGAAGGACAACUUAACAGACACAUGAGAAUUCACACUGGAGAGAAACCGUUUACAUGCACUCAGUGUGGAAAGAGUUUUUCUUAUUCAUCAACUCUCAGUGUUCAUCUGCUCAUUCACUCUGAAGAAAAAACAUUUAACUGUGAUCAGUGUGGUAAAGAUUUUAUUUCAUCAGCAAAUCUAAAAUCACAUCUGAAAGUUCAUUCAGAUGAGAAUGUGCCUUAUGUGUGUUCUCUCUGUGGAAAGAGUUUUUCACGUCUGAACUGUUUGAAACUGCACCAGAAAACACACAAUGAAGUGAGAGAUUAUAUUUGCUGUCACUGUGGGAAGAGCUUUACUUCAUCUCAUGGUCUGAAACUGCAUCAAAGAAUUCAUACUGGAGAAAAACCUUACAAGUGCUCAUAUUGUGACAAGAGUUUCACUCGGUCUGGAAACCUGAAAUCACAUGAGCGAGUUCAUACUGGAGAGAAGCCAUACGACUGUACUCAGUGUGGAAAGAGUUUCUCAUGGAAACAAGCCCUUAACACACACAUGACAAUUCACACUGGAGAGAAACCGUAUACAUGCACUCAGUGUGGAAAGAGUUUUUCUCGAGCAUCACAUCUCAGUGGUCAUCUGCUCAUUCACUCUGGAGAAAAAACAUUUAACUGUGAUCAGUGUGGUAAAAAUUUUAUUUCAUCAUCAAAUCUAAAAUCACACCUAAAAGUUCAUUCAGAUGAGAAGCCUUAUGUGUGUUCUCUCUGUGGAAAGAGUUUUUCAAGGAUGAACAAUUUUAAACUGCACCAGAAAACACACAAUGAAGUGAGAGAUUAUAUUUGCUGUGACUGUGGGAAGAGCUUUACUACAUCUCGUGAUCUGAAACGGCAUCAAAGAAUUCAUACUGGAGAAAAACCUUACAAGUGCUCAUAUUGCGACAAGAGUUUCACUCGGUCUGGACACCUGAAAUCACACGAGCGAGUUCAUACUGGAGAGAAGCCGUACGACUGUACUCAGUGUGGAAAGAGUUUCACCCAAUCAAGUAAUCUAGUGACUCAUAUUAGAAAGCAUUGUUCUGCGUCACAGUGAGCAACUGUUUUGUUAGAUUCACAUAAAGUAAAUGUGUAGUUAGUUAACUAAUAAACUAGUGUUGCUGUGAAAUGCCUCAAGA